AUGGCAAAGACUGUUCUUCUUAGGUUAUCAGAUGAUGGUAAACCAAUUGUCAAUGAUUCAAUUACAAGUGGUAUUUUAUUGCUCCCAUCUCUUCCUUUACCAGAUAACUAUAAGAAUGGGGAUCCUCUUUUUAACUUGAUUUUUCAAUUAAAUGCCGCUUCUAUAGUAUCAAAAGAAAGUGUACUUUUAACGAACCUUCCGAAGACUGGCUCUGCGGAGUUCGAAAGAUCCAAUUUCACAGAGUACCCCAUUGAACCUCACUUCCACGAAGAUGUUUUGAUUAGCAUUCCAAUAUAUAAGCCAGGCGCAUUUUGCUUCUACUUACGCUACCAUGAUGCUGAUGGCGUGCUGCGUGAGACUGAUCAAUACUACUUCAAUGUACCUCCUAAUUUGACAAUCAAUGAAGAAUACGUUGCUUUCAACAAUAUCAACUUGCAAUCUGUCGUCUCGAAGUGGAUAGGUCCCUUAGACAAAUGGAAUGAAUUAUUUCAAGACGUAUCGAAGAAGGGAUACAACAUGGUCCACUUUACUCCACUUCAAGAGAGAGGCGAAUCAGACUCUCCUUAUUCAAUAUUUGAUCAGUUGCGCUUAGAUCCUUUACUAUUUGAAAAUAAUGAACAAGGCAUUGACUUCAUAAAAGAAGUAUUAGCAAAAAAUGACUUGUUAUCUAUCACUGAUGUUGUAUGGAACCAUACAGCAAAUAACUCUGAAUGGUUGAAAUAUCAUCCUGAGUCAGGAUACAAUCAAGAAACUGCUCCACAUUUAACAUCUGCUAUUGAGCUAGAUGACGCGUUGCUUGAGUUUUCUAGCAAAUUGUCAAGUUACGAUUUACCUAUCGAAAUUACGAAUGGUGAUGAAUUAAAUAUUAUUAUUGAAGGAGUUUCCGAACAUGUUUUGAAUCCGUUAAGACUUUGGGAAUACUAUGUGUUUGAUAAGAUCAGCACUUUAAGUGAAAUAAAGAAAGUUUAUUUCGAUCUGGGAUGCCAAAUCCCGCCAAUCGAUGUCCCACCAGAAGUCGAUCGCAAUGACUUGAAGCAGUUGUCAUCUUUUGUUUUGAAAUCAUGCAACACAAACAGUAGCGUUAUAUUAAGAAGAAGAUUUAGCAAUAAAUUGGAUGCCACAAAAUUUUUGAAGAUAUUACUUCAUUUGGUCGAUGUUUCUGAAAAUAACUUUGAGGCCAUAUCAAGUAAGGCAAAUUCAAUUUUGGAUGAAGUCAACUUAAAUUUGUAUGCAACUUACGACAGUGAUGUAAGUUCAAUUAAAGAGCAGUUAAAAGACCGCAUACGUUACUUACGUUUGGACGAGAAUGGACCUAAGCUAGGUCCUAUUGAUGAGAAGAAUCCACUAACAGAACCUUAUUUUACGAAGGUUCAAGACUUAGAAGGAAAUGAGUGGUCUCUAGCAAACAACGGAUGGAUUUGGGGAGGUAAUCCUUUAGUAGAUUUUGCAUCUUCCGCGUCUAAGGCAUACUUGAGGAGAGAAGUGAUUGUAUGGCACGAUUGUGUGAAAUUGAGAUACGGGAGAGGAAUUGACGAUUCGCCGUAUCUUUGGAAUCGUAUGAUUGAAUAUACGAAAAUGUGUGCUGCCAUUUUUGGGGGCUUCAGAAUUGAUAAUUGCCAUUCAACUCCUUUGCAUGUUGGGGAAACAUUGUUGGAUGCUGCGAGAUCUGUGAAUAAUAAUUUGUAUGUGGUGGCAGAGUUAUUUAGCGGCUCUGAGGAAAUGGAUAAAAUUUUCGUCGAACGGUUGGGUAUCAACAGUCUUAUAAGAGAAGCAAUGCAGGCAUGGCUGGUUUCAGAAUUAUCCCGCUUAGUUCACAAGCAUGGUGGUAGACCCAUAGGAUCUUUGACUUGGUUGCCAUUAGAUGAACUUGCUUAUCCAUCCUGUAAUGAGCCACAAAAAAAUAAAUACCCUGAGUGCUCUUCUGAACUUGAAAUUCCUGUUAUAUUGAGUAACGAGCUUCCUCACGCAUUAUUUAUGGAUUGCACACAUGAUAAUCAGAUGCCAGCUGAAAAACGUACUGUGGAAGACACAUUACCAAAUGCUGCCUUGGUUGCAUUUUGCUCGUCAGCAAUUGGAUCUGUAAUGGGCUAUGACGAAAUGUAUCCUAAGCUACUAGAUGUUGUCGGUGAAAAGAGACAAUAUACUUAUGGCACUAAUGGAAUUGGAAAAGUAAAGCUGCAGUUGCAUGCUAUCCGCCACUCUCUUGCUCUGGAAAGUAAAGAUUCCGCUAAAGAAAACGAAAUGUAUAUCCAUCAUGAAGAUCAGUAUAUCAAUAUUCAACGUUAUAAUUCUAGAACAGGAAAAGGAUGGCUUUUAAUUGCAAGAACGAAAUUUAGUGAGGACGUCCCUGAACAGAUUCUCUCUCCUGUCCGUCUUGGUGGAACACAUGUCAAAUGUGAAUCCUGUUAUACGUUAAAAAAAACUGGAGAGUACAAAUAUGAUAAUCAAUACUUGACAGGAGUUCCUGUUAGAGUUGAAGAGCUUGACCAGCCCAAAGUCUUUUUAGAUGGAAAUGAUUCUGUAAUUCAAGUGGGAAAAGAUUUUAUUCCUGGGUCAAUUGCACUUUUUUCGACAUUUAUUCCUGGUGUUGACUUAUCGUUGGAUAAAUAUGUCAAGGACGGUGCGGUAGAGGCUUCAAAAGGUUUGGAUUUGUAUGAUUUGAAUGUAAUUCUUUAUCGUUGUGAACAGGAAGAACGUGACGCUAGCAAUGGUGCUGAUGGGACAUAUACUAUUCCUGGAGUUGGACCUUUAGUAUUUGCAGGCUUGCAAGGAUGGGUUUCUGUGUUGAAAAGUGUCAUUUGGGAAAAUAAACUUGGCGACCCUAUCUGUGAUCAUUUACGAGAAGGUGAAUGGGCGCUUGAUUACGUCGUAGAUCGUUUGAACAAAUAUCUGGCCUCUUCAGACCCUUUAAAACAAUUCCAUGAUUGGCUUAAAGAUCGAAUUACCGCCAUUCGAGUUGCUCCCUAUUUCCUUCGUCCUCAUUAUUUUGCACUUGUAAUAGGAGUGGCCUAUGAAGCUGCUCGCUUCAGAGCUUUAAGACACUUCAGCAAGGAAAUACAAAAUGCAACUAACUUCGUUCAAUCAAUGGCUCUAACCUCUGUACAGAUGGUUGGUAGAAUGAAUAAUACUUCGUUGAAAGCCUUCGAGCAAGUUCCAUGUAUUGCUGCUGGCUUGCCACAUUUCAGUAACGACUAUAUGAGAUGUUGGGGAAGAGAUGUUUUUAUUUCUUUCAGAGGUCUUUUGAUAGUCACAGGAAGAUUUGAAGACGCUAAGAAUCAUAUUCUCGGAUUUGCCCAGACUUUGAAGCACGGUUUGAUACCAAAUCUUCUUGAUGCUGGUAGAAAUCCGCGUUAUAAUGCUAGAGAUGCUGCUUGGUUUUUUAUCCAAGCUGUAAAGGAAUAUGUCAUACAUGCGAAAGAUGGGGCUUCGAUUUUGGAUGAGAAAGUAAAGAGAAGAUUUCCCUUGGAUGAUAGGUAUAUUCGUUAUGAUGAUAAAGAAGCAUUCAGUUACAAGUCUUCCAUCAGGGACAUAAUUUUUGAAAUAUUAGCUCGUCACGCAAAGGGUAUCAAAUUUCGCGAAGCAAAUGCUGGGCCUAAUUUAGACUCGCAAAUGUCAGAUGAGGGAUUCAAUGUUGAAGUCUAUAUUGAUUGGUCGACAGGCUUUGUUCAUGGGGGUUCACAGUAUAAUUGUGGAACGUGGAUGGAUAAAAUGGGAGAAAGUGAAAAGGCCGGGUCUAAGGGAGUUCCUGGUACCCCGAGAGAUGGGGCAGCUAUUGAGCUCCAAGGGUUAUUGAAGAGCAGCUUAGGAUUCGUUAGAUUUUUGAAUUCGAAAGGCUUGUUCAAAUACACUGAAGUCAGUAGGUCAGAUGGCUCAAAGAUCUCUUUUGCCACCUGGGAAAAGUUAAUCCAAGACAAUUUUGAGAAACACUUUUAUAUUCCUCUUGAUUCACUGGACGAUAAAGAUUAUAAAAUCGAUCCCUCUCUUGUGAACAGAAGAGGAAUCUAUAAAGACUUAUAUAAAACAGGGAAACCUUAUGAAGAUUAUCAAUUGAGACCAAAUUUUGCUAUAGCGAUGGUAGUAGCUCCAGAGUUGUUCAGCAUCUCGAAGGCUGUUUCAGCUCUUAGUGUAGCUGAUACUGCUAUACGUGGAAAAGUUGGAAUGAAAACACUUGACCCCAGCGACUGGAACUACAGACCGUAUUACAAUAACGGUGAAGAUAGUACAGACUUUGCGACAUCGAAGGGAAGAAAUUAUCAUCAGGGACCGGAGUGGGUUUGGUGUACAGGAUAUUUUCUUCGGGCAUUUUCUUUGUUUCAUUACUUACAAACUAAGCAAGCUAAAAGUGAAUCCUGGAGUAAAAUCAAGACAGAUCUUAAUGAAAGGCUACAGGGAAAUGUUAGUUGGAUUCGUGAGAGUCCUUGGGCCGGGUUAACUGAACUAACAAAUAAAGAUGGUGAAUUUUGUUAUGAUUCUAGUCCGACUCAGGCUUGGAGUACUUCAUGUCUCCUUGAUUUAUAUUAUGAUAUCUGGAACGAUGAUUGCUAUAAAGAUGCGGUGCAGAGUAGCGCCGGAUGUAGUUAG
This is a messenger RNA of Priceomyces carsonii, 4581 nucleotides long. It is a transcript of the gene GDB1, whose product is annotated as bifunctional 4-alpha-glucanotransferase/amylo-alpha-1,6-glucosidase. NCBI's taxonomy places the organism in Eukaryota, Fungi, Ascomycota, Pichiomycetes, Serinales, Debaryomycetaceae. Gene Ontology annotation, biological process: glycogen catabolic process; glycogen biosynthetic process. Bases 1 to 4581 code for a protein of 1526 amino acids. The record is from RefSeq and is a predicted model, not a curated record. Gene Ontology annotation, molecular function: amylo-alpha-1,6-glucosidase activity; 4-alpha-glucanotransferase activity. The transcript has a single exon.